Melanotaenia boesemani (Boeseman's rainbowfish) is the source of this 2423-nucleotide messenger RNA. RefSeq names its product inactive phospholipase D5-like. The coding region runs from base 293 to 1945 and encodes 550 amino acids. NCBI's taxonomy places the organism in Eukaryota, Metazoa, Chordata, Actinopteri, Atheriniformes, Melanotaeniidae. Gene Ontology annotation, molecular function: catalytic activity. The transcript has 10 exons. The record is from RefSeq and is a predicted model, not a curated record.
UUUAGGGGGAGCAGCACUUUCCCUCUUUGCCACACACACACACACACACACACACACACACACACACACACACACACACACACUUCACACACAUGCAUGUGCAUUUACUAACAGCAACACAUUCAUUUUUGCUGUGCUGAGGUACAGACUCCCUCCCCUGUGACUCCAGGGGAAGAGGGGCAGCAGCCGAAUCACAGCUCACACACACAGACACACUCUUUCUGCUUCUAUUAUCACACACACCAAGAAAACCCAUGCGUUUAACAGUGAAGGAACAACAGAGGGAUGCAUCAUGAAGUCUCAGCAAAAGUGCAUCGUGAUCUUUGCCUUGGUGUGCUGCUUCGCUGUGCUGGUGGCGCUGAUUUUCUCAGCUGUGGACAUUUGGGGUGAAGAUGAGGACGGGAUUACAGAGGAGAACUGUAGCAGGAACUGCAGUGUAGUGCUUGUGGAGAACAUCCCUGAGGACAUCUCCUUCUUAGACAAUGGCACAGCUCAUCUCCCUCUCUCAGUGGGACUGUACAACUUACUGGACCAGGCUAUGCGGGUCGUAGAGAUAGUUUCCCCGCUGUGGCUCCUCAACUCCUCUGACUAUGAAGCCAGCUUCCAACCUGCAGCCAGACAGGGCAGGGCUCUGCUGUCCGCACUACAGGGGCUAAAAAAGAAAGGAAUCCAGCUGAAGAUCUCCAGCGGGAUGAUCAACUCAACUGAGCUGGAGACUCUUGCUAAACACGGUGCUGAGGUUCACUAUGUGAACAUGACAGCAUUGACUAAAGGCAACAUGCACUCCUCCUUUUGGGUGGUCGAUCGGACACAUUUCUACAUCGGCAGCGGAAGCAUGGACUGGAGAUCUCUGGCCACAAGGAAGGAGCUUGGUGUGUUGGUGUACAACUGCAGCUGUCUGGCUCUGGACCUCCACAGAGUGUUCAGCCUCUACUGGGGGCUCCACUAUAAAGACUUCAUCCCGUCUUUCUGGUCCAAGCGCCUCUUUGCCCUCUCCAACAGGGAUUUACCUCUGAAGCUCACCUUUAACAAUACUAGAGCUCUUGCUUAUGUUUCUAGCUCGCCAGAUGUUUUCAUCCCUAAAGAUCGUAGCAGUGAUCUCGAGGCCAUUUCCAGGGUUAUCCAGGAGGCUCACCAUUUCAUAUACAUCUCCAUUAUAGAUUAUCUGCCUCUCCUCAGCAGCAGCACUCAAAGGUACUGGUCUCGUAUCGACGGUCUUAUAAGAGAGGCUCUGAUCUUGAGGAAGGUGCGGGUCCGCCUGCUGAUAAGUUGUUGGGAAAAAACUCAUCCACUUACGUUCAAUUUCAUCUGGUCCCUGAGGAGUCUAUGUAUGGAGCAGGCCAACUGCUCGCUGGAAGCAAAGUUCUUCAACCCCAGACUGCACCACGGAAUAAACCACAACAGGUUUAUGAUUACAGACAGAGCAAUUUAUUUAGGUAACCUUGACUGGGUGGGGAACGAGUUUGCUUUUAAUGCAGGAGCAGGCCUUGUGAUCAGUCACCCAGUGGGCAUCGACGAGAGGAAUUUCACGGUGGUGGAGCAGUUACAGGCUGUUUUUGAGCGGGACUGGUUUUCCCGUUAUACCCGCACACUCCAAAGUAAUAAGAUCCCAGUUUGCAACAAGCACCAAAUCACAAAGCUUGUGACAGUCAGAACCAGUAACUUAGACAAUGGACCAGUGCCUAUCAGAAAAGAUCAGUAUGACAAUGGAUCUUCAUCACUGAGAAACCAUCACAAAGUCAAUGGGCUAGACAGAAUAAAUCACCGUGAUGACAAGUUAAGAAAAAUGAGUCACCAAAGCAUGGCUAAUGUACAAGGACCCAUUAUGGACAUUUCCCAAGUGAGGGCUCAAAUCAAAGAGAAUGACCAUGACAAUCCAGUGGAUCCACCCAGUCAUUCAGUUGAGAGCAGUGGCUUCAGAGAGAUGUCCACUGGAUCUUUGUGACUUUCUUAGAAUUUUAUUUGGAGAACUGCUCUCAUCCAGUGUCAAUGGACUUCCUCUGCUGGAUCUUUAUAGCAUAUUAACACAAUUAACACAAGUUUUAAGUACAACCCUGUUUAAGAGAAUUAAAACAAGGAGGAACUUGGAAAAAAAAAGGAAACCCUCAGCUGUAGUCAGGCACUUUUUAUGGAUCCUAUGAAAAUGGAACCAAAACAUCUCGGUUUAGAAGAAACACUUAUUUAUACACUAAUUAUAUCUCACAACUUUGCUACUCAUUUAAUCUUUUUCUCUGUCAUUGUUGAGAUCUCUCAAUCAAAGGAUGCAUAUAAAAUUGUGUUGAUUGCCUGAAUCUUGUAUUUCACUUAAGCAUUUUGUGGCAGUCAUGAAUUAUCACCCUUUAAAAGGGAGAAAAACCUGCAUGUCUGUGUGGAGACGGGAGGUAGUGCAGUAUGUGUAGCUACACUAGCUACGUCUAACAUUU